Syngnathus typhle (broad-nosed pipefish) is the source of this 2581-nucleotide messenger RNA. Its product is annotated as mpv17-like protein. The coding region runs from base 1116 to 1742 and encodes 208 amino acids. NCBI's taxonomy places the organism in Eukaryota, Metazoa, Chordata, Actinopteri, Syngnathiformes, Syngnathidae. The transcript is spliced from 4 exons. Gene Ontology annotation, cellular component: membrane; cytoplasm. The record is from RefSeq and is a predicted model, not a curated record.
ACUUUGUGUAUCGGUUGCGUGCGCGUGAGUCAGCCAAUGCGAUUGCGAUUUUCACAACCUUUCACUAUGACCUACAUUGAGUGAACUAAAAAAAAAGUUGUUUGGACUCAUUAAAAAGUGAUGAUGAAUGCGUAAAUCUACGCGUAAACCUCUAAUGCGAGCUUGGUAGCUAACAUCACGAUUAACGUCACGUUUGCGUCUUUGAGAAAUCCAUUGUUUCUUCCUCCGAGUUUGGAACGUUACUAUUAUUUCCUUAUUUUACUCAAGCACUGACAGAAUGUGAAUGUCAAUAUUUUUCUUAAAACGAUCUAAUUUAAUAAUAACAGUAUGGCCGUAUAUUGCCAUCUAACGGUUGUCAAUGGCUAUUACACUUGAAUGUUUCAUUGGGCGCACGUUCAAAUAGUAGUUUUAGAUAGGCGAAAUGUAAGAAGAGGACCCAAAUGGUGCAGAAAUGAGGAAAAUGUUACCGUUCUGAAUUGUUUAUUUGAAUGCCCAAUACGACGGGGAGUGGAGUGGAGUCUAGGCGGGGUGGCAACUUGCCACUGGUCCAAGCGGUCCACAGGUGCGGGCCUCAGGCAGACGGGCAGGGAGUCUUCACGAAAGCAAUGAUGGCAACGAGCGAUUUGUAAUCGGAGAGUAUGGAAAACUAAACAUGCAUUCAAAAUAGAUGGACCGAUGUAUAUGGUAAACGUAGGAGCUGCAACACAUACAGUGUCAAUCGUGGUCAUGCAAGGACGCCGACCUUGCUUUAGGUACCAAGUAUGUGAGCGUGUCCGGAAGAAAGAACGCAGCUGCUCCGCUCAAAUAACACACGGGCGCCCGCACACACACGCACGCACGCACACGCACGCACGCACACACAACACACAACUCAGAUUAACGCAGGAUUGGCCACCUGACCGAGUAGGAGGCUCGUUGUGCGCAGACUCCGGGGCAAUCUUCCACAAGCCUCCUUAUAGCAGUUGUUACUGUCAGAUGACGGAUGGCGUCACUCCUCGUGAUUUCCAGAGUGUAUACGAAACUUCUACCUGUGACGUAAUGGCCACUGGGGCCGGACCAUGCGACCAUCCUGAGCGCAGCGAUCUUUAGCCAGGAAAGAAACUUCCAGCCUGGGCAUGCGGAGGUUGCUGCUGCGCGAGGCCAUCAAGCGCUUCCCCUGGCUGGCCAAUGUGACGCUGUACGGCGGCCUGUUCGCUGGAGGUGACUUGGUGCACCAGCUGCUGGCGCAAAAGGAGCGCCUGGACUGGACGCACACGCGCAACGUAGCCGUGGUGGCGGUCACCUUCCACGGCAACUUCAACUACUUCUGGUUGAGGGCGCUGGAGCGACGUUUCCCUGGAAAGUCAGCCGGGAUGCUCUUCCGAAAGCUGCUCCUGGACCAGAGCUUCGCCUCGCCGUUGGCCACGAGCGUCUUCUACACGGGGGUGAGCAUCCUAGAGGGCAAGGAUGACAUCUUUGAAGACUGGCGGGAGAAGUUCUUCAACACGUGGAAGACUGGACUCAUGUACUGGCCUUUCAUGCAGUUGCUGAACUUUGCGCUGCUGCCUCUGCACAUGCGCACGGCCUUCAUGGGUUGCUGCGCCUUCCUAUGGGCCACCUUCCUCUGCUUCUCCCGCCAGGACGGCGACGGGACGGCCGGCGUGGCGCUGGCCUUCGUCAUGGACCCCCGGAAGACCCUGGAGGAGAUGCGACAGGCCCGCCUGGCCAGGAAGCGAGACCGACAGACCAAAACGGACAACUAGCCACGUGCCCCUGUUGAAUACCAACAAUUUAAGACGUCAUCAACCCGGAGCACCAAGGACGUGACCUUGCACAUUGGGGCCAUACAUUUGCAUGUCUUUUUUAAGGCAGCAGGUAGUGAUAUAGCCCCAGAAACAAAAGAUGAGCAAGUCAGUAAAUUGUCAGGCUGACAAUUUUUAAUCAAUAUGUACUUGAGUUUAGUUUCAUUGGGCAGUAACAGGUUUCACAGGGGUCCCACAUGAGUGUGGUGGACAGUGCAGCUCCUAAAACUCAACUCGAAGGCUUGGUCAUUCUACUUGACACCAUUUUGUGCCUUGUCGUGUCAACGCACAGCGUUUGUUUUGACUGUUUCCUACCUCAAUGACAAAUGGACCAGUCAUCUAAAUUUAGCCGUCUAGACAAGACAGAUAUGCAGAAUGUGUUUUGACAACAAACUACACUUGAAAUCCACAAAGGUUCAAUGGAGGCAACUGGGACUGUUGCCAUCAGCCGAGGUACCUCAUUAUGUACUGUAAAAACAGCAAGACUAUUAAUUAAUACUAUAUGUCUGUUGCAGUAUUUUUAAUAAGUGAAUCAAAAUGUUGAUUUUACCACCGAAAACUGAUGAACAUAUCAUUUCUGACAUGUUACAGACCAAACCAGUGACUAUAUCAAAAUUGAAUUGUGCACUCUCAAUUAGAAGUCAUGUCUGUUUUUUAAACAAAGUGAUAGGAUUUGAAACAUGUCCGAUUUAUCAAUCAACAAAACUGACAGAUCAAUUGAUUAUUGAAACAGUUGCAGGAUGCCACCCAGGAAUUGAAAUCAACAUGGAAAGGAGUUUGAAUAAAAUGAGUUAGCAAUG